Messenger RNA from Doryrhamphus excisus (bluestripe pipefish), 4013 nucleotides. NCBI's taxonomy places the organism in Eukaryota, Metazoa, Chordata, Actinopteri, Syngnathiformes, Syngnathidae. The record is from RefSeq and is a predicted model, not a curated record.
CCUGUCCAAUGGGAGUAAAAAUGCUGUUUUGAGUUUCCCUUAAUAAUGUUAGCUUCACUUGUUCGCAUUGACAACCACGGCGCCUGUACUUUGAAAUCCUCGUAGUUGUUGCAUUUGCAUUACAUUGAAAGCGAUAACCGGAAGCUUUGCUGCAUGUGUACUAUAAUUUGACUGUGGUACGCUUCAUCCAGAGAGAGGCUCUGGUGUUUUUGGUCCUAGCCGACCCCGCUGAGCAAUAUGACCGCUAAGAAGUCUGGCUCACGACUGGAGACCGAGAUAGAGCGGUGUCGUUCAGAGGGACAAUGGGAUAAAAUACCGGAGUUAGUUCGGCAACUCUCGGCUAAACUGAUAUCAAACGAUGACUUAGGGGAGCUGUUGCUGGGGGAAUGCAAGCUUCAGACGUACUUGAAGGAGAAUCCAAUCAAACAGGGUUCCAGCCCUAGAGGCCCACGACCAAAACUUGUAGAGGUCAGGAAGCACCUCACUGCUGCUCUGGACAGGGGAAACCUCAAGGCACAUUACCUCCAGGAGGCGAGUCUUCUAAUGGCCAAGCUCAGCUAUGUAGAGGCAGAAUACACAGAUGCUUUAGGUCAGUACAACAGGGUGAAUCUGGAUGACAUGCAGCUGUCUGGAGCCCCUGUGUACAGGCUCUCCAUGAUAGCAGAGGCCUAUGCCACUAAAGGCUUGUGCCUCGAGAAAGUGCCAACCGUCUCUCCAUUGCUGUCCAACCAGAAUGCCGGGUCUCCCUCCACUAAUAGGAGCAGACCUGAGCGAGAGCAGGAAAUCAUCACCUGCUAUGAAAAAUCUGGAGAUAUUGCUCUGCUCUACCUGCAGGAGGCUGAAAAGGCUUUGUCAGCUGGAAUUCAGAACCGCAGCCCAAAGCCUGGCCCAGCUUCCCAGGACCAGGAACUGGGUUACUUCCUGGAGACAGGCCUGCAGAGGGCCCAUGUCAUCCACUUCAAGAAUGGAAACCUGACGCAAGGUGUCGGACGAUUUCGAGAAAUUCUUCGAGCUGUUGAAACCAGGACAACACAGAACCUGCGCAUGACCAUAGCAAGACAGCUUGCAGAGAUCUUGCUCCGAGGGAUGUGUGAACAGAGUUACUGGUCGCCUGUGGAAGACCCGCCCACUGUGUCGCCGCUGGACGAUCCCACACGGCAAGGACACAUCCAAAGCAAGAAGUACAGCUUAAGUCGGCGCCCACGGGUGUACUCUGGAGAGAAUCUGUUUUGCCCUCAGGAGAACACAGAGGAAGCAUUAUUGCUGCUCCUCAUCAGUGAGUCCAUGGCUAAUCGCGAUGCAGUCCUGAGCAGGAUCCCUGAACACAAUAAUGAUCGAAUCAUCAGUUUACAGUCCGCCUCUGUAGUAUAUGACCUGCUUACAAUAGCACUUGGCAGGAGGGGACAGUAUGAGAUGCUAUCUGAGUGUUUGGAGCGGGCCAUGAAAUUUGCCUUUGAGGAGUUCCAUUUGUGGUACCAGCUUGCCUUGUCUUUAAUGGCUGCUGGAAAAUCCGCCCGUGCUGUUAAAGUUCUAAAGGAGUGUAUUCGUCUAAAGCCGGAUGACCCCACCAUCCCACUGCUGGCUGUCAAACUGUGUAUCGGACCUCUACACUGGUUGGAUGAGGGUGAGUGCUUUGCCAAGAUGGUGAUUGACAUGGGGGAGAAGGCGGCGGAGUUCAGAGCCAAGGGCUACUUGGCCGUUGGACUGGUUUAUAGCCUCAAAGCCACUGACGCAUCACUGCGAAGCACACAAGAAGAAUAUCAGAGGAAAGCUUUGGGAGCAUUUCAGAGAGCACAAAGUCUGUCUCCAACGGACCAUUUAGCAGCCUUCUACCUUGCACUGCAGCUCGCUGUGUCCAGACAGAUUCCCGAGGCGUUGGGCUAUGUUCGACAGGCAUUACAGCUUCAAGGGGAUGACGUUCACUCCCUCCACCUACUGGCUCUGCUGCUUUCAGCACAGAAACACUACCACGAUGCUCUCAAUAUCAUCGAGAUGGCCCUUUCUGAAUAUCCUGAGAACUUCAACUUGCUGUAUACCAAGGUGAAGUUGGAGAGCAUGUGCAGAGGACCAGAAGAAUCCUUGCUCACCUGUAAACACAUGUUGCAGAUCUGGAAGAGCUUUUACAACCUUACAAACCCCAGUGACUCAGGGCGAGGCAGCAGUCUGUUGGAUAGAACUGUAGCAGACAGAAGACAGCUCAACGCCAUGACUCUGCCAGACUUCAGUGACCCAGAAACUGCCUCAGGUUCUUCCUCCUCUCAUACUGGGUCUGAACCAAUGUCCCCCACGUCCCCCUCCACCAUAUCCACGCUGUCCUCUCCGCUCUCCUCUCCAUCCUCUCCCGUUUUCAUUUUUCAGCCUUCUCCUCCCCCCAAACAGUCUUCUUUCUUCUCCACUCCUCCCCCUCCUCCCGCAUCAUGUCUUCCUCCUACUCCCCUGAUGACCACCAAAGCCAGGCCUCCCUCCAUUUGCAACCACAUCCCCGUUCGCCAACUCUCCUCCAACUCCAACGUGCCUCUAGGCGGCCUUCAGGACGCUAACACUCUUGGUUUUUCUUCCAUGUUUUCUGUUUGUUCUGUACAUGCUACAUCAAUAGCGGCUAGCCGCGUGGAGCAGGCGCUGUCGGAGGUGGCGUCUUCCCUGCAGAGCAGUGCACCCAAGCACGGACCCCUGCACCCCUGGAUGACACUAGCCCAGAUUUGGCUGCAUGCAGCUGAGGUUUACAUCGGCAUGUCCAAGCCUGCUGAGGCGUCGGCCUGCACACAAGAAGCCGCCAACCUCUUCCCCACGUCCCACAAUGUGCUGUUCAUGAGGGGCCAGAUAGCAGAGCUCAGGGGCAGCGUGGAUGAGGCUAAACGCUGGUACGAAGAAGCCCUGUCCAUCAACCCAACGCACGUCAAAACCAUGCAGAGAUUGGGUUUGAUUCUCCAUCAGCUUCAACGCUAUAGUUUGUCAGAAAAAGUACUGAGGGAUGCUGUGCAGGUCAACAGUACGGCUCAUGAUGUGUGGAACAGUCUCGGCGAGGUGUUGCAGGCUCAAGGGAACGCGGCUGCCGCCACGGAGUGUUUCCUCACCGCUUUGGAGCUGGAGGCCAGCAGCCCCAUCCUGCCAUUCACCAUCAUUCCGAGAGCACUAUGAGUACAAUCGAAGUACUCCACAAUACAUACGGACUUACUGCAAACAUAAACAGCAUGUCUGCAUGCCACUUGCACACAAGCUGCACAACACUGGUGCAUGUUCAGACACACACACACACACACACACACACACACACAUGUUUUGUAUAUGUGUAUAGAUGUUUGUGUGUGUGAUUUUACUUGUGAUGCAAUUGGAGUUCCAACUUCCUACAUGAAGAGUUUACAUUGUGUUUCUAGGUAGUUGAAGCACUGAGAAUAAGUAGUGUACUACAAAUGUAGCUUAAAUCCUGUCGCCAAACUCCUCUAAUUGCCAAAAUACGCACUCCUAUCUACACAAACACACACUUUCCUGUCCGCGGUUUGAAAUUCAAGUGCGUUGAAUUCGUAUGUACAAGUUCCUGUUAUGUAACCACGCGUCCCCCAUCUUGUAUUAUCGGAUUGUUCCCUUGUAUGUUUUGGUAUUCUGGUUCCCGGGUUGACUUGACAAACCGGUUUUAGAAAAAGCAGUCAUGAUACACAAGAAGUCACCUUGGGCUCAUAUCGCCACGUUGGUUGUAAAAGCAGUAUUUUGUCGCACAGAAGCAUAUUUGCCAGAAAUAGCCUUUUCAAUUAAAAUGAAACAUGAUUAAGUUGGAAUUGAAAGUAAGGCUAACUAGGCUGCUAAUCAGACGACAAACCGAUAAAAAAAUGGGUUUUAUCUUCAAAGACAUCUCCAGUUCAGAUGUUUAAUGCUGGUAUAUUCGAUUAUGUCAUGUACUUACAUGGAUGUCAUCAUGCACUGAGAUGAUGGUGUGUUUUCCUUUAUCCUGUAAUAUGACUGGACUGAGGAUGUUCAUAAUAAAAGUACAUUGUGUUUCUGAUAAUGUGGUGCUGGUG